AUGAAAUAACAUGAGAAUAAUUACUUUGUAAAAUCACUAAUAAAGCCCUUUUCAUAAGUGAGUACUAAUUCGGCAGUUACUAGAUCAAUCGAAUAGAAACCAGUAUCUUAUUUAACUUUUACUCGUACUAAACAUAGAAGAAAAAAUGAGACCGCUAUCAAAUUACCUGAAUUAUAGCCCUCAUCAUUAAGAGCGAAAACUGAAUAAGAUCAACCUGUUAUUAAUGAAUUAAAGAAAUCUAUUGUAAUUAUUAGUAGAAAACCAAGUGGAGUAUUUCAAUCCUAGAGGAUAAAAACUUAACCAUCAAUUCAAGUGUGGGAACCUGAAGUAAAGGAAUUUGAAGUAGUAAAAGAAAUUAAGCAAGAAAAGCCUAAAUUUGUUGAUGUUCUUUGUGAAGAAUUAAUAUUAGGAUAAAAAUUUCCAUAAUUUAAAGCAAGGAAUCAAAUUAAAUGUAAAAUUAAGAUCAAUGAACUUGAAGGAUUUCAAGAUAGAAGUUCAAGGAUUUUGAGAAAAAUAAUUUAAUUGUUAAAGACUCAUCGAGAAAGAUCAGAAGAAAAAGAACUAAAGAGUAAAACAGCAAUUGACACUUAAAUGCUUAAAUCAAAUAUUUUCAUACAAACUUAAACUCAAUAUCUUCCGUAAUAAUCACUAACUAAUUCAAAAGAGAUGCUCUUUCAAUAGUAAUUAUCAGCUAUACCGAAAAAACAUACCAAAUUUAGCUCCUAAAUAACUUUGACUCAUUAGGAUGAAUCUAUUAAAAAAAUGAAAAGUAUAAUAGAAGCAAUAAAAGAGAAAUCUUAAGAUAAAGGAAAAUAGGUAUAAGUAAGUGCUACUACUCCGUAAUUUCCAGUAAAUAAUAAAAAGAAAAUAAAAGUUCUUGUUGAAUAUCCAGAAGAACAAAAAUAAAAUAAGAUGGAAUUCUUUAUUCCUCAUUAUAUGGAAGAAGAUCAAAUAAGAUAAUAAUAAUAAUCGAAUGAAGUUAUAGAAAUAAAAAAUCCUAAGAAAUCAAAUAUUUAUUCUCUUGUUUCUAAAAAUAUGUUUAAUAAAAAAUUGAAUAAAAUACAAAAUGUAAAUGAUUAGAUUUUUGAUGAAUUCAAUUCAGACAAAGCUGCUCAAUUUACUCGAUAUUAUCUUUAAAAUUAUGUUUUAAAAUGUUUAAAUUAAAAUAAAAUGAAAGAAUAAAAGGAUAAUGAGACUAUACCAAAUAUAAUGAGAUAAGAUUCAAAAUUAGAUUAAUAGCUAUUUGUAUCAAAAGUUCUUUUUGAUCAAUCAAUUAUAUAAGACUUUCAAACAACAAGAUUUUUAGAUAUUAAUAGCUUUAUUUAUAGAUGUCCAGAACCUUUUGAUUCCUAGAAUUCAAGUAUGUUAUCCGAUUAUAGUUAUCUGACAAAUAAAAGCUAAUAAGAUUACUCAUAUGAUUAAGGAAUGAAAUUGAAAUAUCUAUCCUCAUCCAAGCUUUUGAAUCCACGAGCAUGUUAAGAGAAAUUAAUUAAAUUUAUUAUUUCAACAAUUUCAGAUGAUUCAAAAAAUGUACUUUUGCAUGAACAAAUAAUGGCAUUUGAUAAUAAUAUAGAACCAAUAAUCCAUAUAGAUUAUGAAUUGUAAUGCUAACCCCAUUUGGAGGCCAUAAAUAGACUUUUUCUAAGAACAAAUACAAAGGAUCGAAAAAAAUAUCUAUAGUUAGUUUAUAAGAAUUAUGAAAAUAUCUGCAUAGGAUAGUUUGAAGAUGAUUACAAACAUCUAAUAAAUACAUAAGAAAAACGAUUUAUUAAAUACUGCUAUUAGCAAUAAAAUAAUAGUGUGGAUAAUACUUCUAUAAAAAAUUCGAAUAUGUUGAAAUCUAGACAUUAUAGAGAAACUACAAUAGAAACCAUACCAAAGCAAGCCAAUCUAAUGACCUUAUCCUUACCUCCAGCAACAAAGAGUAGAUCCGAAUCUCCUUCCAAUAUUAGCGAAACAAAAACUUAGAAGAAUGCGAGCUAAAAUCAAUAACCAGUGGCUCGAAAUGCAUUCAGAAAGCCUUCCUAAAAGUAUUUACAAGUUUAAGGAGCAAACAAAAUUCAAUCUUAAUCACAGAUCUCUAAGGUUCAAAAUUUAUCAGUUGUCAAAGAAAACGAGUAAUAAAUUGUUUAUAAGGAAACAUAAUAAAUUCAAUAAAAAAGUAAAUAAAGCGAUGUUAAAUAAUAAUCUAUGCAUCCAUACUCAUUAUUAUUCAGAAAUAUGAUUAUCUAGCAAACAAAAAAUGAGGAUAAGACAUUAAUAGAAAAGAUAUUCAUUAUGGUUGAAGAACAUCGAUUGUCGGAUCUAAAGGAAAUCCUAAAAUUGGAAGCAACAAUGGAUAUUAAUUAUUAGAAUGAAGAAGGCAACACUAUGUUAAUAUCAGCAUCUAAAUGUGGAGCUACAUAAAUUGUUGAUUACUUAUUGAAGAAUGGUGCUGAUGUUAAUAUCCAAAAUCAUAACGGAUAAACAGCCAUGGAUGUUGCCUUGGAAAAUUACUAAUUUGCUACUGCAGAUAUUAUAUUCAAAUACCUAAAGCCAGAGAACAAAUCAUUUUGA
Messenger RNA from Paramecium tetraurelia, 2556 nucleotides. RefSeq lists its product as uncharacterized. The record is from RefSeq and is a predicted model, not a curated record. Gene Ontology annotation, molecular function: protein binding. NCBI's taxonomy places the organism in Eukaryota, Ciliophora, Oligohymenophorea, Peniculida, Parameciidae. Gene Ontology annotation, cellular component: nucleus. Gene Ontology annotation, biological process: regulation of gene expression. The transcript is spliced from 7 exons.